Molecule: messenger RNA, 2456 nt
Organism: Lemur catta (Ring-tailed lemur)
Lineage: Eukaryota; Metazoa; Chordata; Mammalia; Primates; Lemuridae
Gene: NPRL3
Product: NPR3 like, GATOR1 complex subunit
Exons: 15
Coding region: 63-2093 (676 amino acids)
Biological process (GO): positive regulation of autophagy; negative regulation of TORC1 signaling; cellular response to amino acid starvation
Cellular component (GO): GATOR1 complex
Source: RefSeq, a predicted model, not a curated record
CGCCUCCGCCCAGGCCCGGCUCCUCCUCGGGCCCCUCCGCCCAGGCCCGGCUCCACGGCAGGAUGGGGGACAGCACCAGCCCCAUCAGCGUGAUUCUGGUGAGCUCGGGCAGCAGGGGCAACAAGCUGCUGUUCAGGUACCCCUUCCAGAGAAGCCAGGAGCACCCGGCGUCCCAGACGAAUAAGCCACGUAGCAGGUAUGCUGUAAACAACAUGGGCGACCACACUGAAGACCAGGAUGGCGACUCCAGCGAGCCAUGUCCUCCAACCGAUGAGCAAUUGGUUGCAGGAUUUUCAGAUGUUAUUCUGGCAACAAUUUUGGCAACCAAGUCUGAAAUGUGUGGCCAAAAAUUUGAACUGAAGAUUGAUAAUGUACGGUUUGUUGGGCACCCAACACUGCUGCAGCAUGCUCUGGGGCAGGUCUCCAAAACAGAUCCAUCCCCGAAAAGGGAAGCACCUACCAUGAUUCUUUUCAAUGUGGUAUUUGCGCUGAGGGCAAACGCUGACCCGUCAGUGAUAAACUGUCUGCAUAGCCUGUCCCGGCGCAUCGCCACGGUGCUACAGCACGAGGAGCGCCGCUGCCAGUACCUCACCCGGGAGGCCAAGCUGAUCCUGGCGCUGCAGGACGAGGUGUCCGCCAUGGCUGACGGAAAUGAAGGUCCCCAGUCCCCAUUCCAUCACAUCCUGCCCAAGUGCAAGCUGGCCAGGGACCUCAAGGAGGCUUACGACAGCCUGUGCACGUCUGGCGUGGUGCGGCUCCACAUCAACAGCUGGCUGGAAGUGAGCUUCUGCCUGCCCCACAAGAUCCACUAUGCGGCUUCGAGCCUGAUUCCCCCUGAGGCCAUUGAGCGGAGCCUGAAGGCCAUCCGCCCUUACCACGCCUUGCUGCUGCUCAGUGAUGAGAAGACCUUGCUGGGCGAGCUCCCCGUUGACUGCUCCCCGGCCCUGGUGCGCGUGAUCAAGACCACGUCCGCUGUGAAGAACCUGCAGCAGCUGGCCCAGGAUGCCGACCUGGCCUUGCUGCAGGUUUUCCAGCUGGCGGCCCACCUGGUGUACUGGGGCAAGGCCAUCAUUGUCUACCCCCUGUGUGAGAACAAUGUCUACAUGCUGUCUCCCAAUGCCGGAGUGUGUCUGUACUCCCCGCUGGCCGAGCAGUUCUCCCGCCAGUUCCCCUCUCACGACCUGCCAUCCGUCCUCGCCAAGUUCUCCUUGCCUGUCUCCUUAUCAGAGUUCAGGAACCCCCUGGCGCCCCCUGUGCAGGAGACCCAGCUCAUCCAGAUGGUGGUGUGGAUGCUGCAGCACCGGCUCCUCAUCCAGCUGCACACCUACGUCUGCCUAAUGGCCUCACCCAGCGAGGAGGAGCCCCGCCUGCGAGAGGACGACGUCCCCUUCACCGCCCGGGUCGGAGGCCGCAGCCUCAGCACCCCCAACGCGCUCAGCUUUGGCUCCCCAACCAGCAGUGAUGACAUGACCCUCACCAGCCCCAGCAUGGACAACUCCAGCGCAGAGCUGCUCCCCAGCGGGGACUCGCCGCUGAACAAGAGGAUGACAGAGAACCUGCUGGCCAGCCUGUCGGAGCACGAGCGGGCAGCCAUCCUCAGUGUGCCUGCGGCCCAGAACCCUGAGGACCUCCGAAUGUUUGCCAGGCUCCUUCACUACUUCCGCGGCCGCCACCACCUGGAGGAGAUCAUGUACAACGAGAACACGCGGCGCUCCCAGCUGCUCAUGCUCUUCGACAAGUUCCGCAGCGUGCUGGUGGUGACCACCCACGAGGACCCCGUCAUCGCUGUCUUCCAGGCGCUACUCACGCAUUCAGGUCUGGGUCUGCAGCCGUGCUCCUACCGAGUCCUGGCGGCAAGCCUUAGUGGCACGGAGCGGGAGGCAGCCUUCCGGGACUCCUGCGUCCCACACAGGUGUGGGCUGUGCCUUUCCGAGACCCUCGUCCCAACCCUGCCCCCGCAGGGAAUGUGCAGAAACACUUGCCUGGCCCAUCCCUGCCCCUCUGAGGGCUGUCCACAUGGGAGGGCUUGUGUGGCACCCCCUGCCACCACCAACUCUGUCCGCCACACGCUUCCUCCUCCUGGCUUGCCAUGAGCCUUUCUUGGCCCAGCCCUCACUGUGGUCCCACAUAAGCCACCAGCAGGCUCAUAGCCAAGCUCUUACCUGUCCUGACCAUCCAGCACUCAGGGGCCUGGGCUGUCACCUGUGCACACCCUGUGGCUGGCAGAGGUGUGAUCCAGGGUGCAGGAGGCCCACCCUUGGCGGGGGUGCACUUGCUGAUGACUCUUCCCCCAAAAUCCACCUGGGCCUGGCCUGGCACCACCCACACCCCCCCCUAACACUCUCUCCCCGCCCCCCACCACCCCUGCAGGCAGAGUGGGCCCCAGAUAACACAGACCACUGGCUGAGACACAACUGUUUUCUAGAAAUAAAGCAUUUAUUUGGUUUUUAAACAAU